Messenger RNA from Pseudomyrmex gracilis, 1370 nucleotides. RefSeq lists its product as uncharacterized. Gene Ontology annotation, biological process: regulation of cell cycle. Lineage: Eukaryota; Metazoa; Arthropoda; Insecta; Hymenoptera; Formicidae. The record is from RefSeq and is a predicted model, not a curated record. Gene Ontology annotation, molecular function: cyclin-dependent protein serine/threonine kinase inhibitor activity. Gene Ontology annotation, cellular component: nucleus. Bases 356 to 697 code for a protein of 113 amino acids. The transcript is spliced from 3 exons.
GUGAGUUCACCUCGAUAUAUAUCGCUCGGUCGGCCGAACAUGGUUGCCAAACUCGCGCGUGAAGUCAGGAAGGUAACACGGCGAAUCGUUAAUCAAUCGUGACGAUUUUGAUUUCAACUCUUCGAGACUCUUUUACACCAUUUUCUCGCAAAAUCGGAUCAGAGAUAAUUUUGCAUACGUGAGAUCGUUUGUGUGUCGAACGCGUCGAGAAAGAAAGGAUGAGCUGCGCUAAGUCACAUCGGCAAUAACACGAAUUAAAACCGUGCGAAUGUGAUCGAGGGUCCACCACGAGGGAAGCUGGAAGAGCCUGGUACGAGGCCAAGGAACAACCGUCGAUCAUCGAGCUCGCCUGACUAUGGAAGAGAACAAUAUCGACGAGGAAGGUGUACGAUUUUCUUGUCAGCGUAAUAACGUGCGAAGAAAACUUUUCCAAGAUGAUAAGGACGACCCCUGCGAUAAAGAAAAACGCAAGGAACAAAUCUUGGAAGAGGUUCGACGACAAUCGGAACAAAGCAAGUUAAGGUGGAAUUUCGAUUUCGAGAAGGAAAUACCAUUGCCUGGCCGUUACGAGUGGGUGAAAGUCGAGGCCGAAGAAACGUCAGAUACAACUCCUAAUUCUGUAUUACGGGACUCGACGAAUAUUCCACAAGGACAGGCGAAAGAAGACGACUUGAGAAAUGUGAUAGAAACGGAAUGACAAAUUGACGAAGAAAUGAAAACGCGUAAUGACGAAAAAAAAAAUCGAACGAGUGACGUUGUUAGCGGUGAUAUUAUCUAUUGUAGUAAACAGUAACAAAAUUUUUUAGCAGUUUUGACAAAACUUCGUCCUUGCCUUAAAAAGAGACUGCGUGGAUUUUUGAUUCUAAAAGUGUUGUUGUUUUUUUGUGAGAUGAAAAUUGUUUUAUGCGUACGUUAUUUUAUAAAAUUUUAGAGCGAUUUUUUGAGAAAUAUUAUUUGAGAAAAAACCAAAGUUAUUAUAUGUAAAUGAUUGUGAUUGUUUUCUACAAAUUUUGACAACUUAUGUGAGUUCUAGUCAAAACAGACGUGAUAGUUUGCAACUUAAAAAGACAAAACCAAAGUAAAAUUUCUAAUUUUAAUCAAAAUGGAACUUCGUGAAAUUCGAAAAGAAGCGAAAUCAGAGAUCACGCUUGAGAUUUGUGGCUUUCUUUAUACAUUAUGUUUAUCACAUGUAAUAUUGUGGAAUAUUACAUGUGAUUUACAAAAACAUACGUGCAAUACACGUGAUUAUACUCGUAUUUAUUGUGCAAUGUACUUUGUAUCAGACAAUACAGAGUAUCAGUGCACAUUAUUUUCUAUUUAUAAUCUUAUAUAUAAAAAUUCUAUAUAUGUAUAUUUACACGAAAACAAAU